AUGGAUGGUGCUAGCAAGAAGAGAAAACUUUGCCAUGACGAUCUUGACGAAGAAAAUGAAGAAGAAAAGAUGGAGAAAUUCUUUGCUCUCAUCAAGAGCAUUCGCGAGGCUCGUGAUCGAAUGAUGAAUGGUUCAGAUCCCGCAUUGAAGCUGGAGAAAGAUACCACGAACAGGAAGAGAAAACUUGAGGGAGAGCAAAAGCAGGUUACUGUUUGGAAGCCCUCGUUUCAACGUGAAGACUUCAUGGAAGAGACUGAGAAGUUAAGGGACCCCCCAGCUGCAGUUGUGUCCACCUUUGCGGAUUCUUCUCAAGGAAAGGAAGUUAUACCUGAGAAAGAUGAGCAUAAAGAGAGCUUAGACCUGAACCUUUCACUUUAG
Messenger RNA from Dovyalis caffra, 378 nucleotides. NCBI's taxonomy places the organism in Eukaryota, Viridiplantae, Streptophyta, Magnoliopsida, Malpighiales, Salicaceae. The record is from the annotation of a GenBank genome assembly.